This is a messenger RNA of Colletotrichum spaethianum, 558 nucleotides long. RefSeq lists its product as uncharacterized. The transcript is spliced from 2 exons. Lineage: Eukaryota; Fungi; Ascomycota; Sordariomycetes; Glomerellales; Glomerellaceae. The coding region runs from base 1 to 558 and encodes 185 amino acids. The record is from RefSeq and is a predicted model, not a curated record.
AUGGCCAACGCGUCGGCAUCGCUGUUCAUCUCGGCAGACGGCUCGUACGCGGGCAUCACGGCCUCGGCCAAGGUGUCGAGCGACAUCAGUUUCGGCUACAGCGUCGAGUCCUCGCACAGGGAGACGUCCGAGUCCAAGGUGGACGUGGGGAGCACGUUCGUGGCGCAGCUCUUCGUCUUCCCGAACCUCAAGUGCAAGGUCAUCAAGCAGCAGCGGAUCGUAUACACCAUUGACGAGCCGAUCUGGAAGAUGAAGAUCCCCGGCGGGGAUAUGAACUGGGGGCCGCGGCAGAUCGCUGUGGGCCGCCUCGACGGCAACUAUCCCAGGAUCAGUCCCGUCCCGACGAAGGGCAAGGGCCUGGGGGAGAUCGCCCAGCUGUGUCCCAUCUUCACCUUUGUCGACGGGAGUGAGGACGAGAUGAACACACUCAUCAGCCGCACGGACUGGGAAAAAUGGAGUCUCUACGACUCGUACCCGUGGACGGAGCCAACGAACCAGGCCAUCACGGUUGCCGUCCCGGACAAUAAAUGCACCUUCAGGCCAAUGAACGACGGCUGA